This is a messenger RNA of Calliphora vicina (urban bluebottle blowfly), 984 nucleotides long. It is a transcript of the gene IscU, whose product is annotated as Iron-sulfur cluster assembly enzyme. Gene Ontology annotation, molecular function: ferrous iron binding; 2 iron, 2 sulfur cluster binding. Gene Ontology annotation, cellular component: mitochondrial matrix; cytoplasm. Gene Ontology annotation, biological process: intracellular iron ion homeostasis; iron-sulfur cluster assembly. The coding region runs from base 134 to 592 and encodes 152 amino acids. The record is from RefSeq and is a predicted model, not a curated record. Lineage: Eukaryota; Metazoa; Arthropoda; Insecta; Diptera; Calliphoridae. The transcript has 2 exons.
AAGAAGCAAAUAGAAAAAUACCGUGUGUGCGCGUAACAAAAUUUCUCUAAAGGAAAAUUUUUGUAAUUUCACCAUAUAUUUAUAUUAUUGUUUGAAUUAUAUUCGAUUGUAAAACCGCAUUAAUCAGUGAAAAAUGUCCUUAACAAGAGCUUCACGUUUGUUACAAAAUCAAUUGAAACGCGUUCAAAGUGUGCCAGCCGCUUUCUAUCAUGAAAAUGUGGUUGAACACUAUGAAAAUCCACGUAAUGUCGGCUCUUUAGAUAAAAAAGAUACAAGCGUUGGUACCGGAUUGGUGGGUGCACCCGCCUGUGGCGAUGUCAUGAAGCUACAAAUUAAAGUCGAUGCAAAUGGCAAAAUUAUCGAUGCUAAAUUUAAAACUUUCGGUUGUGGUUCUGCUAUAGCCAGCAGUUCAUUGGCCACCGAAUGGGUUAAGGGUAAAACCAUCGAUGAGGCUGGUAAAUUGAAGAAUACUGAUAUUGCCAAGGAAUUGCGUUUGCCUCCCGUCAAAUUGCACUGCUCCAUGUUGGCUGAGGAUGCCAUCAAGGCUGCAUUGGCUGAUUACAAAGUUAAGCAGCAAAAGAAAGAAAACUAAAGGAAACCAACCAACUGCUGGUAUAAGUUAAAACAGUUGUUUCUAACAAAAUUAUGUAGUUUUUUAGUCAAAUAAUAUAUAUGUAGUUUAUCUAACACUUAAUAAUCAUUUUUAUUAUUUUUUGUUUUGUUUGUUCUCUAAAGCAGCUUUGGAAGAAAGUUUUGAGCUGAUACUAUUUAAGUUGAAUAUACAUACUUUAAGAUAUUCUGAGUAAAGCCUAAGUCUGAUAUGUAGAAUGUAAAAGAAAAUGAAUGGUAAAGAACGAUGUCGUCAUGAAAUAUUGAUUUUUAAAAAAAUCUCUACAAUUAAACAUGGACAAAUAAAUAAAAAAAAUUCAAAAUAAAUUAUAUAAUGCUUUAUUGUUAAUAAAAAAUGCUUAUACAUAUGUAUAA